Molecule: messenger RNA, 1152 nt
Organism: Aspergillus melleus
Lineage: Eukaryota; Fungi; Ascomycota; Eurotiomycetes; Eurotiales; Aspergillaceae
Exons: 3
Coding region: 1-1152 (383 amino acids)
Biological process (GO): positive regulation of transcription by RNA polymerase II
Cellular component (GO): nucleus
Molecular function (GO): DNA-binding transcription factor activity; transcription cis-regulatory region binding
Source: RefSeq, a predicted model, not a curated record
AUGCUACUCCAUGCCUGCCUCGCCGUGUCCGCCAAACAGCUAUCCCGCGCUCCUCAAUCCACCACGUCCCUCACCCUCAACACCUCCCCGGUCUACUACUACCAGCAAGCCCUGCGAGAAAUGAGCCACUUUCUCAUUGAACCAAGCUACUCUGGUAGCGAUGAGCUCUUAGCAUCAAGUAUCAUUCUAUCUACAUACGAAAUUCUCGAUGUCUCCGGCCCAAGCUUCGGUUCUCACCUAAAGGGCGUCGCCAGCCUAAUCCGCUCCCACCGCAUUACAGGCGACGAGACGGGCAUCCGCGGUGCAACGUACUGGACAUGGUACCGACACGAAGUAUGGGUCGCGUUUCAAACAGGACGACGAAUGUUUCUCGACGAAGGGUACUGGCAACCGAAGGACGUGCAGGAGGGGUUUGAAGGGAUGUCGAUGCGCGAUGUGGCGAAUCGAGUGCUAUUUGUGUUUGGGCAGUGUGUCUCAUGGUAUGGGGAUUUGCAUGCAGGGGGAAGGGAUAGGUCUCGGGGAGAGUUGUGUACUACCCCCUCUCCUUCUCCUAGUACUAUUAGUACCAGUGCUACUGCUAUGAGGGCACAGCAGGAGGAUGUUGAAACGCAACGAGCUCGUGCGAACGAGCUACGAGGUGCAUUGGAGGAGUGGAAGAGGAAACUCCCCGUUUCUAUGAGAAUAUAUUUCCGACAGACACAACCCCAAACCCAGAGUCAGACCCACGGCCUGCAAGAAAACGGCUCUACAGCAUCAACGGGACAAGAGAUCAACCAGUUUCCAGCAACCUGGUACGCCUAUCCAGAAAGCGCAAUUUCGCACCAACUCUACCACGCCUCCAAGAUCCUCCUAGGACUACACACCCCCUCGUCCUCACCCGGAUCCAGCAACUCAAACGAAAACAACCCCCUCCGCACCCGCCGGGAAUUAGAAAGAUCACGCCGCGAGAUCUUCAUGAUCGCCAACUCUCGCAUCGAUCAGACCUGGGGUCUUAUUUCGACCCAAUGUCUGUACGUCGCGGGCCUGGUCACCGAGGGGAUCCUGGAGCGAGAAUGUACGUUGGAAUUGAUCGAAAUGUGUCAGCGGGUGACAGGGCGGCAGACGGUUUGUAUUGCGGAUCAGUUGAGGGGGUUUUGGCAGGAGGAAGAAUAG